Molecule: messenger RNA, 1066 nt
Organism: Paramecium sonneborni
Lineage: Eukaryota; Ciliophora; Oligohymenophorea; Peniculida; Parameciidae
Source: the annotation of a GenBank genome assembly
AAUUAAUAAAAUGGAAAUAAAAGCAUACGAAAAUGAUAUUUUUUAUGAUAACAUGGGAAUGAGACUUUGGGAAAGAAGACAUUAACAUUUAGACAAAUAUAUAGAAAAUGAGAGAACAUUAGAUAUUGGAUGCAAUGAUGCUAAAUUUAUUUAAAGAUUAGCACAUUCCUUAGAUUUCAAUUUAAUUGUUGGUUUAGAUAUAGAUCUAGAAGUUCUUAAAAAAGCUAGGUUAUUUAUAAUAUUAAGUAAAGUGAUAACUUGGUUUAUGAUCAAAUCUAAGAUUGUUUAAAAUCAAAUAGAAAAAUAGAAUGUUGGAUAAAACUAUUUCAUGGAGAUGCUUUAAAAAAAUACGAUAAACUUAAAUAAAUGAAUUUUGAAGUAUUUUUUUUAAUAUAAUUUUUAGGUAAUCACACUUAUAGAGGUAGUAGAACAUUUAUAAAUGGAAUAACUUGAUGAUAUAUGUGAAAAUGUUUUUGGUUACUUAAAUCCAAACAGAAUUAUAAUAACUACUCCUAAUUCAGAUUUUAAUGUUUAUUUUAAAUAGCUUAAUCCAUAAUUUGUUUUAAGACAUCCUGAUCAUAAAUUUGAGUUUUCUUAACAAGAAUUUUAAUAAUGGACAUAAGCUAUUGCAUUAAAAUAUAAUUAUUCAACAAUCUAUGAAGGAGUGGGUCAACAUAAAUCUGGAGAAAUUACGAAUGGUUAUGCAUCAUAAAUUUGUAUUUUUACAAAAAUAAAGGAUUAUUAACAUAAUUUCAAAGCUGAUUAAGAUGAUCUCUAAUUAAUUUUAGAGCAUUGUUUACCCUAUGAUAAUCGCACUGAUGAAUAAAAAUUAAUUGAUGAUAUUAUGAUGAACUAUUCUAGAUUUUCAUUAUGGAAUUAAAACGAUCUUGAUGAUUAUGAGUAUGAUCUCUUAUCAACUAUAGAUGAAAAUGAUAUUCUUAUCAGAAUUUAAGAUUUACCUAGAAGUUAAUAAUACUUUGAAUAGAUAAUACAAAAAUAUAAUAAUAGAUUCUCUAUUUAUUAAAAUGAUUAUUUAUUAUUAAAAUUUUAAGUUUAAACUGAUUGA